AAAACAAAUUAUUUAAACUCUGCGUUAAACAUUGGUUGUCCAAUGUACAGAAUAACGUCAGCUGACAGAAGGCUACUCGGCGUCAGGCUAAUCUUGUCUUUUUACUUAGGACCCAGUGUUUCUUCGAAUCUCAAGCGCUAAUUAGCCAAUAUGCGAUUCCGGUUUUGUGGAGACCUUGAUUGUCCUGACUGGGUCCUCGCUGAAAUUAGCACUUUGGCUAAAAUAUCGAGUGUGAAGAUGAAGCUCCUUUGUGUGCAAGUAUUGAAGGAUCUGCUUGGGGAAGGCAUUGAUUAUUGUAAAGUGGCAAAGAUAACUGCAGACGCAAAGUUCGAGAGCGGCGAUAUAAAAGCCAGUGUGGCCGUACUGAGCUUUAUCUUGUCCAGCGCGGCUAAGCAUGACCUGGACAGCGAGUCCCUUUCCAGUGAGCUCCAGCAGUUGGGCCUGCCCAAAGAGCACACCACAGGACUGUGUAAGUCAUACGAGGACAAGCACACAGCCCUGCAGGAGAAACUGAGGGAAAGCAGUCUUCGCUUAGGCCGCCUGGAGAGCGUGUCUUGGCGGGUGGACUACACCCUGAGCUCAAGUGAGCUGAAGGAAGUGAACGAACCCACCGUACAGCUGAGACUCCAGGCACAAGGCGCGGAAUCGGGCUCCACAGAGACCACCGUCGUAUCCAUCACUGCGGACAAGUUCCGGGUCCUGCUGACCGAACUCAAGCAAGCGCAAGCCAUGAUGAAUGCACUACAAUGAGGUGGAACUUUAUCAUAUGUAUGUACAUAUUUAAUAAAGGGGUUUUUCAUAAA
Messenger RNA from Anguilla anguilla (European eel), 803 nucleotides. RefSeq names its product COMM domain containing 4 (gene commd4). NCBI's taxonomy places the organism in Eukaryota, Metazoa, Chordata, Actinopteri, Anguilliformes, Anguillidae. The record is from RefSeq and is a predicted model, not a curated record. The transcript is spliced from 8 exons. Bases 151 to 750 code for a protein of 199 amino acids.